AUGGUAAGAUCAAUGAUGAACACCUGGGGAUGUCCAGUACAUGUGCUAAAGGAAAAGACGGAUAAGAUGGAAUCAAGAUCAAAUGUUUGUUUCUUUGUAGGAUAUCCAAAGGGAACAAGAGGUUACUACUUCUAUAAUCCUCUUGGUGAGAAGUUGCUGAUGAAGCAAGUGAUGCCCACAGGGCCUCAUAGGCAAAUAGAACCAGAGGUAGUAGAAAAUGAGGCACCCAUUGUUGUAUUUGCACAUGUCCCUACAAAUAGGGAUAUUGAGGAUGUUGUUCCUAACCAAGGACAGGAUCAAAUAGUGGGAAGAGAGGAAGGACCUUUGGUCAGAUUGGACAAUCAGACACCUCCAACUAUUACUCGUAGUGGGAGGGUUGUGAGACCACCUUCUAGGUACUUGCUCUAUGGAGAAUCCUAUCAGGUGAUCUCUACUGAGCAAGAAGAAGAUCUCACUUCGUUUAAGGAAGUAAUGGAGGAUGUAGACUUUGAAUCAUGA
Molecule: messenger RNA, 498 nt
Organism: Olea europaea var. sylvestris
Lineage: Eukaryota; Viridiplantae; Streptophyta; Magnoliopsida; Lamiales; Oleaceae
Exons: 3
Coding region: 1-498 (165 amino acids)
Source: RefSeq, a predicted model, not a curated record